Molecule: messenger RNA, 1584 nt
Organism: Neltuma alba
Lineage: Eukaryota; Viridiplantae; Streptophyta; Magnoliopsida; Fabales; Fabaceae
Product: pectinesterase-like
Exons: 2
Coding region: 1-1584 (527 amino acids)
Biological process (GO): cell wall modification
Molecular function (GO): pectinesterase activity; enzyme inhibitor activity
Source: RefSeq, a predicted model, not a curated record
AUGGCAUCAAUCACUUUUAAGCUACUCUUUACCCUCACUCUAUUUUCUUCUCUUUUCUCAAUAUCAUCAUCAUCCUCUUCUUCUUCAUUACCUUCCGCCGUAGAUUUUUGGUGCAACCAAACUCCUCACCCCGAGUCAUGCAAAUCCCACAUGAACUGGUUUAGACCGAACCAUCCGUCAGAGUUCAGGAAAAUGCUGGUUCACUUGGCACUGGUCCAAGCACAAGACAUGCAUAAGGAAGCUCAAGAGUAUGGCCCAAAAUGUGCAACCAAGAUGCAGAAAUGUGUCUUCCAUGACUGUUUGAAGCUCUAUGACAAUACCAUCUUCCAUCUAAACCGAACCCUUCAUGCCCUACACACAGCUUCUUGCUCCCUAUCAGACGCACAAACAUGGCUCAGCACUGCCGUCACAAACAUCGAAACUUGCCGGAGCGGCGCGUUGCAGCUCAGAGUCGGAGAGUUUACGGCUGAAAAUAAUGUGAGCGAGAGUGUUAGGAAGAUGAUAAGCAAUGCGUUAGCCGUUAAUGGGAAAUUUCUGCAGCAAGAGAAUAAUACAGAAGAAGAAGCAUAUGGAUUUCCCCGUUGGUUUUCUGGUCACGAAAGGAGGCUAUUGAGCUCAAAGCGAUCGUCGGUGAAGGCACAUCUUGUGGUGGCUCAAGAUGGUACGGGCCAUUUUAAGACAGUGCAAGCCGCCAUUGAUGCAUCAUCAAGGAGAAGAGUGAAGACAAGGUUUGUGAUCCGUGUGAAGAAAGGGAUUUAUGAAGAGAAUAUUGAAGUUGAUAAGGAUAAUGAAAAUCUAAUGAUUAUUGGCGAUGGAUCGAGAGUCACCAUUAUAACUGGUAGUAGAAGUGUCAAAGAUGGGAUCACCCCCUCCAUGUCCGCAACAGCAGGUAUAGAUGGUGCCCACUUCAUUGCACGAGACAUCACUUUUAGAAACACAGCCGGUCCUGAGAAAGGUCAAGUGCUGGCACUCCAAUCAGCCUCCGACCUCUCCAUCUUCUACCAGUGCUCUAUCGAAGGCUAUCAAGACACUCUAAUGGCUCAUGCACAACGUCAAUUCUAUAGAGAUUGCAGCAUUUUUGGCACAGUUGAUUUCAUUUGGGGCGAUGCUGCAAUUGUUCUGCAAAAUUGCACCAUUCUUGUGAGAAAGCCCUUACAGGGACAAGGAAACAUGAUCACGGCUCAAGGGCGAGGUGACCCGUUUCAGAACACCGGAAUAUCAAUAAUCAAUUCUUGCAUUCGAGCCGCGCCGGAUCUCAGACCGGUCGUAAAAUCAUAUGAAACCUAUUUGGGUGGGCCAUGGCAGCAAUAUGCACGAGUUGUUGCAAUGAAAACCUACAUUGAAGGAUUGGUGAAUCCAUUGGGUUGGUCUCAAUGGGGUGAUAGUGAUUUUGCUCAGGAUACGUGUUAUUUUGGGGAAUAUAUGAACUCUGGGACUGGUUCAUCAACAAAAGAUAGGGUUCAAUGGCCUCGGUUUCAUGUCUUGACGAGCGAGAAUGAUACACAACAGUUUUCUGUUGCUGGACUUCUUGCUGGUAACACUUGGUUGCCUCCAACCGGUGUGCCUUUUGAUAUUGACAUUUAA